Molecule: messenger RNA, 459 nt
Organism: Peronospora matthiolae
Lineage: Eukaryota; Oomycota; Peronosporomycetes; Peronosporales; Peronosporaceae
Source: the annotation of a GenBank genome assembly
AUGAGCACGCAGCGAGGGAACAUGAAAAAGCGCGCGCCCAAGCACCAGAACUCGUUCGCAUUUCGACACAAUCCCAAGUCCAAGAAGACGGAGCGCAUCUUGUCGAUGCCUGUCCAUGGACUGUGUGAAAAGUGCCGCCAACAGAUCGAGUGGCGCAAGAAGUACCGCAAGUACAAACCGCUGACCCAGCCAGGCUCUUGUAUCUUUUGUCACCAGAAAAGCGUGACGUCUGCGUAUCAUUCUUCAUGUGACACUUGUGCCAAGGAGCGAGACAUUUGUGCCAAAUGCUGUUUGACCAAAGACAUUGUCGUGAGUAAGCACGACUUGCUAGUGGAACACGAGAAAAAAGAGCGCGAGUUUGAGGAUACAAUCGAGGGAAUGCGAGAGCGGGAUCGUCGGGCGUAUUUGCGCAAGAUGGAGAAGGAACAGGAUGCAAUCACUAGUGAUGAGGAAGAUUAG